Messenger RNA from Diabrotica virgifera virgifera (western corn rootworm), 6452 nucleotides. Its product is annotated as transferrin. Bases 240 to 2375 code for a protein of 711 amino acids. The transcript has 12 exons. Gene Ontology annotation, biological process: iron ion transport. Lineage: Eukaryota; Metazoa; Arthropoda; Insecta; Coleoptera; Chrysomelidae. The record is from RefSeq and is a predicted model, not a curated record. Gene Ontology annotation, cellular component: plasma membrane; recycling endosome; early endosome.
UUUUAACAGGAAUCCGCAAAGAAAACGAAUCGGAAAAUUUUUCACACGGGAGCGGUCUCAUAACGUGGACUAUAAGUUUGUUACUAACACACGUGAUAAUUGGAGUGGGGAUCGUGCCAUCACCCCACCUUCUAGGAUUCCAGAGGCGUCAGUUAUUUUUAUUUUUUGUCUCGCGCCGUGGUGUUGUUACAACAGGUGGAAAAUCGAAUUUGAAAAGUAAUUGUGAUAACGUUGAUAAAAUGAAAAUUUUACCUGUUCUUAUGUUAAUGAUAGGUGCUAGUUUGCAAGAUAAAAUUUGCACAACAGUCAACAGCUUAGACGCAGCCUGUGGUAAUGUUGCCCGUGGUACUGAACCCUACGAAUGCGAUACUGUUAAAUCAAAGGUUAGCUGCGUUUUGCAUAUUGAUAGAGGCGAACAUCAGUUUGCUGUUUUGGACCCCGAAGAAGCCCUUUUGGGGGCAAGUUUUGCUUCCGAUAAUGUUUCUGUGAUAGGAGAAAUUGUUGGUGAGAACCAACCGUAUCAGACAGUCGUCGUUGUUCGCAAACAAUACACUAACUUCGAGAGCUUAAGGGGAAAGAGGUUCUGCCAUCCUGGAUUUGUUCAUGAUGAACUCGUAACGAAAUUCGUCCUGAAUGAAUUCGAAAAGAAGAUUAUUGAUGCCAAUCAGACGUACUGUGAGAAUAAACAGGCAUCAACACUCAUCGAAAAAGAACUAUCUGUUUUAUCAAAUUUCUUUGGAAGUGCCUGUCGUCCAGGUCCAUGGGUUGAAGAUAAUGAUGACCUAGAUAAAGAUCUUAAAUCUAAAUAUUCCAACCUAUGUGAUCUUUGUGGACCUGAAAAAUGCAACGUCAACUACAAGACUCCAUUCAACGAUUCCUUGAAUUGCCUCGAAUCUGGUGGAGAUGUAGCCGUCACAAGCCUUUCCAGAGCCUUAGUGUUUCUAAACAAAAGUACCAAUGCUGAUAGGUACCAAUAUCUUUGUCCUAAUGACACUAUUAGCACGACCAUUCCUUGCGUAUGGACCAAACAACUGAAUAGACUGAUCGUAACAGGAAGGACUAGAGUCAAUGAGGUCUCGGACUACCUGAAGAAAAACUUACCAGCUAACACCGCAUUUGCAUCUCAAAGUUUAGGAAUGCUCCCUAUAAAAGACUCUCUACUAGAACUUCUUAAAAUGAAAUCCACUGAUAAAAUUAAUUAUCUUCCUGACACUUCACUGUCCAAGCAUGUAGCAGGUAUCAGAUCUAUCCCAUCACUUUCGAAUAACACUCGUUGUAAAGAAGUAGUUAACUGGUGCACAUUGAAUGACAAAGAACAGCAAAAAUGUAAAUGGUUCGCACAAGCUGCCUUAAACGUUGGUCUUGAACCUGUCGUAGAUUGCAAACAAAGUUCGGAUAACGAUACGGUGUCUUGCUUAAUUGAUCUACAAAACAAUAAAUCUGAUGUGAUGUAUUCCGACGUUACUUAUGGAUAUAUUGCUCUCAAAAAAGGCUUGCAACCUAUCGCUUAUCCAGAAACCUUCAAGACUAAUAUUUCUUACGUAGUAAUAGCUGUGAAGAACGGCACAAGCAUUAAGAGUUUAAAUGAUCUCCAAGGAAAGCAAUCUUGUUUCCCUCGAUAUGGUGGAAGAGAAUGGCUGGUGUUUAUUGACACAUUGAGGACACAGAACAUAGUCUCAAAGAAGUCUUGCGAUUACAGUGCAAUAUUCAGCGAUUUCGUCGGUAGCAGUUGCGUGCCUGACGCCCGAUCCAAAGAUUUCGGAUUUAGCACCGGGGAUAGUGACAAGUUGUGCGCACAAUGCAUUCCUGUUUCGAAUUUACAUACCGCAGUUUAUUGUAACGCAGAUGAUGAUAAUAAAUAUUAUGGAACCGAUGGUGCCUUAAGAUGUCUUUCAAGUGGUGCUGGAGAAUAUGCUGUUAUAACUCUGAAAGAUAUCAAAGAGUUCAACGGAUCUAAAGAUUUCCAAAUUCUGGCGAAAAAUGGUUCUGUCGUAACCACAAACUUCUGGUUUGAUCCCAACAUGGACGAUAUAGCACUGGCAGUGAUUACUUCAGGUCAAGUUCUUAUCCAGAAAGACUCUCCUAAAAAAGAAGAUAUUAGAUUUUUACUAAAUGGAAUUGACGUUGAAUUCGCACAACAUCUUAGAAGCCCGUUCAGAAUGUACGAAAGGUUUAACGGCGAAUCAGAUUUACUCUUCCCAGAUAACACUCCAGGAAUUGACGUUGACGGUAGCGGGGUCACUGCCAAAUACGUAGAAAACUACAAAGGACUAUUGAAGCGUUCCGAAGACUGCAUAGUAAACCCCAAUAGCGCUUAUAGCAUCAUUCCAUCCACUAUUUUAUUGACCGUGAUAAUGCUUAUUGUAAGAUUUUAGAUAUUGAUUUGUAUAGUUACCUAACUAGGACUGCUCUCCUUUUUUGCAAAACUCAGGUUCAUAGAAUGUAUAAGUGUUAUUAUAUUUAAAAUACUAUAAAUAUUUAUUGCAUUAAGUACCAAUGACGUAUAUUAUAUUUAUAUUAUAGACCCAGCAGUUGCCUCUGCUUAAUAUAUAAUUUGGUGCCAUAAAUACCUAUGGAAGUGGAGGGUUAAUGAGUUUUCAUCAAAAGUAAAUCUAAACUAGUUAGAAAAAUUAUAUUUAAAUGAUUUUAAUAAAAAAAAAUAAAAAAAACAAUGGAAGUUGUUAAGUAUUCAAUGUAUAAUAAUUUAUUUAUUAAAUUAACUAAACGCCUUUACUGACUAUCAACACAUAACCUAAUGUUUAUAAAACAGUAUACAUUUCAAAAAUAACUUACCUGAAAAGUGAUAAUGUUUCGCUCUUCGAAUUUCUGGGACCAAAAACAUGACACCUAAAUAGACAAGGCGAAAACGGCGGGUUCUUUGGAGAAAAUAUUCCCAUGAGAUUUUUUUGCAUAAUCAAAUUCGUGAGAUAUUCCAGAAUAAGAUUCCAAAAGUCGCCCACGCGAAAAGUGGUCUAAAUUUUUUUUAAUCAAAUUGCAAAAAUCAAUAUUUUUGACCGGAACAAUUUUUUUUGCGUUUUUUGGACCAUUCUGGAUAAAAAAGGUCUCUUAUAAUUUUUCUCUGAAGUUAAUCGUUUUCGAGGUAAAAGCAUUUUAAAAUUGAAAAAAACGAAAAAUGGCGAUUUUCAAGGCUUAAUAACUCGGUUAAAAGUUAUUACUAUGAAAGUCAGAAAGUAAUUAAAUGAAAGUUUAAAGCCCCCCCUACAAGAUCCAGAAGAAAUUUUUGUCAUUACUUGAUUACUAAGCUGUUAUUUUUAAGUAAAAAUAAUGAGCGCCAUGCACGUAUUAGGCGGCCGUCCAUGAUGAGUGCGAAUGAGAUGCCAUUUAGGCAGUCCAGUGGCGCAUCUCACUCGCACUCACAUUUACAGCCGCGUCAAUACGAUCUUACCCCUCAUUAUUAAUAAUUAAUAAUAACAGCUUAGUAAUAAAUUAAUGACACAAAUUUCUUCAGGAUCAUGAAGGGGGGGCUUUAAAUUUUGAUUUAGUCUUUUUCUAAUUUUCAUAAUGAUAAUUUUUAACCGAGUUAUUAAGUCUUAAAAAUGGCGAUUUUCGCGUUUUUCAAAUUUUAAAUUGCUUAUAACUCGAACAUGAUCAGCUUUAGAGAAAAAUUAUAAGAGACCUUUUCUGUCCGGAAUGGUCCGAAAAAUCUAAAAAACAUUUCUCUGGGACGAAAAUAUUGAUUUUUGCAAUUUGAUUAAAACAAUUAUUAAAAAAAAAUUGGGCCACUUUUCGCGUAAGCGACUUCUUGAACCUUAUUCUGGGGUGUCUCACGAAUGUGAUUAUGCAAAAAAAUCUCAUGGGAAUAUUUUUUCCAACGAACCCGCCGUUUUCGUCUUGUCUAAAAUGAUAUUUUACGAAAAUAAAUAAAUGACCUUCAAAAAUUUAAAACAAAAUUUGCUUGCUAGCUUGGUUAUUGACUGCGUUCACCAGAUGCAAACACGUUCACAACUGUUUGCGCUUUGAUUCUAAACUUGUUGACAGCGAGUUGAACGGUUGGUUGUUUAUUAGGUUAAAGUUUGACAUUUUGCUUGCUUGGGUUAAAGUUUUGAACGUAACCUAAAAUAAAUUUUCUCAAUAAAUACGUUUUUGAAUUUAUUUUUUUUUUAUUAAAGGAAAAAAGAAAAUUUAUUUAAUAGAUAAUAACAUAGCAGAAUGUCUUCAGUAGCCUUUAUUUUAUAUAUAAAACCCUUAUCAAUAUAUUCUACAAUAUAUACAAUUUAAAUUCCCGCCAUAUUUUUUCAAUAUUCAACACGUUUGCAAAGUUCAACUUAAAUAUUUUAUGUUUGCAAAAAUGGCGACCGCUUUCCAAACAUGUUUGACGUUAGCAUGUCGUUCAGAAGCAUAAAGCGCAAACUGAUUGCCAACGUUUGCAUCUGGUGAACGCGCCCAUUGGCCUUGCUUUAUGCAAUUUGGCCAGCUCAAUCAGGUUGGCGGUCACCACGUUGACUGGCUCAUGACCAUGGCGGGCCCGCCGAAUAUGUCUACUUCUUGAUUUUUUGAAGUAAAUUGGCUAUGGUGAUAACUUUGACUAAAUAUUUACUUUUUGUACAAGGUUAGUAAGCGAACAUAUGGGUGUUAUGCAAUAAUUAGUAAUAAGCAUGAAUUAGAAAUGAGGUGUAGCUAAUAGUUGAGCAUUAUAAUUUUAUUCUGUUUAUGCUAAGAAACUUCAUAAUUGCUUUGAUUGAUUCUUCAUCUACGUUAUGUAAAAUUGAAUAUAUUGUUAUCGGGGUUGGAAGUCCUUUAUUGGCGGAAAAUUGUGUAGGUAUAAUAAUAUGUCCCUUAUUGGACGUUGGAAAAAAAUUGUAGAUAUCCCAGUUUGGAAUGGAGUUAAUAGGGCAUUCAAAAAAUAUGUGAUUAAGAUUUUUUAUGGACCCACAUUCGCAAUAGGGAUUGUCUGUCAAGUUCAUUCUAAAUAUAGGCAAGUUUUCUUUGUUAGACAGUGCCCUGUACGUAACCUAAAAAUAAAAAUUUGCUUUUCACAUUAACAAACAAACAAACAAAAUGAUAUUUGACACCAAUGACGUAUGGUCUUUUGAUUACAUCUGUCAACUUCGUAAAAAAUCUUUAACGUUUCGUGGGUUUUAUGCAACUUCGUAUCAAAACCAUAAAAAACAACAAAGGGAGUAAUGUUUAUGACACUUUUAAUGGUUAUGAGCAUUGGCUGUGUCUAUAUAUUAUACGUCAUUGGUAAGUACAUACUUUUUAAAAGAGGGCUUAUUAUUAUUAUUCUGCAGUAUUAGUUUUUUCCUACAUUUUUUUUUUAGCUAGCUUUAGAUGCUAAUCCAGCAAACAGACGUAUUUUUUACGUGGACUUUUUGGUGAAAGUGAUUCAUUUUGAUGGCGAUUUUCGUUAACCUUAAUAAAUUUAUCUAAUGUACUUAAAAUAACAAUAAAUACACAAUUUUGCGUAAAGUUUACUUUAAAAAUAUAUUGUACAUUUAUGUAUAAGUCAAAAAUCCACGCAAUUUUUACAUAAUAUUCAUUUAACUGGUCUCAGUCUGUUUGCUAGAAAUAAAUCAGUUUUUUGUACUAUUAAUUUUUACUGUUUUUUUUUUAUAAAAUAGACAAUGGUUUUUGACUGAGUUAUUCUACAUAUCGCACCUCCGCUCAAAGAGUGUCAUAACUCAAAAAAAUUUAAAAUCGGUUUUAUUGCACCAACAGUUUAAUAAAACUAUAAACUCAUAUCUCACAAAGUGUCACGUUUAUGAGUAAAGUAUUUAUCGUUAGAUGACACUAGUGUCAUUAUACGAUUAUCCAAAAUCAACGACUGAACACAAACAGUGUCACAUAUCGACUUGUGCAAAGCAUUUGUCCAUCUAAGAUGUGUAUAAAGCGUCGUUUGUCGAGUUAAGACAAGGACAAGAGAAAAAAUCUGCGUAUGUGUUCAAGAAAAGUGACACAUUUAUUACUUAUUUAUCUUUCUUUUUGCAGUAUUUUGUGUUUAAUGCUGUUACUUGUAUUUAAAGUUACAUCAUUAAAAAGUACAAGUCUGUUAACCAGAUAAUAAUAUUAUAUUCUGUACUGCAAGUGCCACUUUUAAUAAAUAAUACUUCGUAAAUUUUUCGUUAUUUUAUCUGUCUAGUGUCACAACUAAAAAAAAUAUUUUUAAUAUAUUUAAUACGAUAUUUUAUAGAGCUUCAAAGACCACUGUAGCUGACUAAAAUAGUUAUUCUAAUUUUAAUAGUUUUUGAGUUAAACCCGAAAAUGUUGUAGGACAAACUUUAAACGUCGUUUUCUCGAAACUUUGCUUUUUUGACUUAUGACACUCUGAGCGGAGGUGCGAUAUUUAUUUUAUUGUUCCCUCCAAGUGCCAACUUUUUAUCUUACAGGUUAUAGUUACAGGCUCUUUUUAAACCAUUGGAAAAAAUAUACUUUAUUAGACUUUUAUAUUUAAGAAAAAUGUUGUUUUUUAAACAAAUAAACUAUUUUGGCGA